CAUCAUAACAACACGAUAUCACCGGGUCGCUUCCCAGUAAUUUCCUCUCGUCUCGCAUCUCGACUCGUUCUUGGUUGAGCUUCCAUCAGGCAAUUAAUCGAAUCUGAUAACAACCAAGAGAUAUCAGAGAGCCGUCCCAAGAAACAAGAAGAAGAAGAAAAGAUAAGAAAAAGCCCAGACUUUCCCUCUUAGCCAAUACGCGACGAUCAUUUUGACAUAUUUGGAGUCAAGUAACGCAGUUUCGGGUUUACUGAGGACGAGUUUCACAUCCUUUUGGAGUGCCGGUUCUGGUACAUUUCUCUGAACAAGCCCGCGGUGCACGACCAUGGCUGCUGUGGUUCAAUCGUUUCCUCAACAAAACGGAACAGUGACUAUGCUCCAGACGAGACCAAGCUCAUCAUCAGGGGGAGCCAUGCCGGGCCAUUCGCACCCACAUUCCCAAUCAGGGGCCAGCCAGCAGUAUGCCUCAAAUUCGCAGAAUCAACGGAAUAACGGCUCGUACGGCUUAGGAGGCCAGACAAGCUAUCGGGGCAUCUCUGCUACGGGCCCAGUCCAGCCCUAUGCGUUCACGUCUACUCCUGCACUUGGUAAUCCUGGCCAAUGGCAGCCAUAUGGAGCGUUGAGAACGACUUCCACUCCUAGUCUACCUACGACACAGACAUUGGGCACAGGUUCCAACACAAUUGCCCGACCACAAUAUCAGACGCAUGCUUCCAUGACCAAUGUGCCGACUACUGCCAAGGUCGCUGUGCAAGGCAUGACGCGCGACGAUUCCGCGCUGCCGUCGGGCACAAGACAGCAGGGCAUGUCGGCGGGCCAGCCGACGUUUGCUCAGGUUGCCAGCGGAAAAGCUGCGCCUGAAAGAUACCGGCGGGCGGCGCCCCGGGUAACAGUCGCCGAUUCCUCGUCCAGUUCUCAAAGUUCGACCUCGGGUGCAGGAUCAGCGAUGCCCUCUGGCUCCGGCAUGGCGACGGUCGUUCACCUAUACAACCCUCGCGCCAUUGGACAAAAGAUGUCACUUCCGAGGAACUCGGCAACACUACCCUCGAGGCCGCAUAGUCUUUACGGCUAUAUGCCUGGGAUGGCGGCAGACGAUAUGGUGAUUCAGAGACAACCAACUGAGGAGGAAUUGAGGAGGUUUCGCCGGCGUAGCAUGCACUCAAUCGAUUCUUCUGAAUUUACUAACCCUUUGACGCCACAAGAGUUCAAACAACAAACCGAGGCAGCUUUGCGUGGCCAAAAGUUCAACAUACCCGACAAGAAUACUAGAACAACUCGAGUUGUGCCUGUUCCUGCGUCAUCUCUGUCACCAAAUAAUACGGCCGCCGCCCAGGCCCGAAAUGGCAGCUCUGAAAGUCUAGUGUCAAGCAGGAGCAGCAAUUCUCGACCGUCUUCGUCUGCCAAUCGAAACUCGAAUGCAACGGCCUCCACAACUAGCCCCGCCUCUGCGGCGAACACAGAGGAAAAGCCCAGCAGUGCUCCCAAGUUGGUCACCAUUCCGCCUAGGGGCUCGUCCUCUGAUGCUGCGAAGCGGGUCGUCAACCCAUCGCCGUUGUCUAAGCCGGCGACCAUGGCAUCGGAGGAAGCAGUAAAGCCCGCCUCGGGUAGUGCCGCCAUGCCGCCGCCGAGCAAGGCUCCCGGCUCAUCACAUGGCUCUGCCGUACCAGCGGCAACCAGCCCUGCUGCUCAGCACCUUGCCGCUCUGAACGAAAAGGGUGCCAAAUCCAAGAGCAAAUCCUCGCGACUUCGCCGGGCUUUCUCUUUUGGCAGCGCGGCUGAUUUCAAGAAGGCUGCAGAUGCGGCGGAAGGAAACAAGUCAGGCCACAAUGUUUCAGGAAGGCUGCAGAAAGAACCCGAUGUUGAUGACUUGUUCGAACAAGAGCACGCUCGGAUAGCUCAGAAGCAGGAGGCUAGUGGUCUUGGAAGCCAAAUCUACUCGGGUACCAAGAUCUUUGCUGGAUCGACCGAUAACUUGUCCAUUUCUUCCACGGCGUCCUCGGCGUCUAUUAUGCUCCGAAAAAUGGGCAAGGGCAUGAAGAAGGGCGGUCGAUCUCUAGUGGGCUUAUUCCGGCCCAAGUCUCUCCACGGAACAUCAAUCGGAGAAGUCGUAGCCCCUGAAGCCAGUCAGGCAGCGGUCUCGAUGAUCACAGUCGAGGCAGAAAGGGAGAGAGUUAAUGUCAACUCAAACGCCGAUCUUACUCAGCAGCAAGGAGCAUCUGGGUUCCCUCGUUUGGAAAGAAAUUCCAUGGAUGCGAUGGAUGUUGUGCACACUGACAGCCUGAAGUCUGACGACUCGAAUGCUCGCAAGAGCAUCGUUGGAGGGGAAAGGGAACGAGCCGAAGUCCUCGGCGCCAUCAGAAAAGCUCGCAGCAACUCGCCCAGCCCAUCUCCACAGACUGGUAAAGGUCCUGUUUUCGAACUCCCAAUGAUUCCCAACGUUUCCGACUCGCCAUAUUCUAGUGCGCCCAGCACCCCUGGCGAAGAUGUAUCCGGCCACAAAACCAACGGAUCUGUCACGAUAGGGAACGAGGACUACUUCAUGUCGGCGCUGAAGCUUCGCCAGGAUACCAAGAGCGCUCCAGGGACGCCUUCGGCCGGCCUGGCCAAGCGUAACGCUACCUUCAGCCCGCGUAUCAUAUUCCAUGAUACAUGGCCCCCCCAAGAAUACGACAGAAGAGGAGAGAUUGCCACUUGCAAUCGUCUGACACCAAUGUUGGCUCAGCAAAUCAAGGAGGAAUUGAAUAGCUUUAAAAUGGAGAUGGAGGUACACGAAACGUCGAAGAUUUAUACGCACUUUUUCUGAUGACAAGCAUUUCAAGCGCAAAUCUUACUCAGCCUACUCAUUUCCGACUACAGCAUUGUUAUCUGUCAAUUUUG
This is a messenger RNA of Truncatella angustata, 2877 nucleotides long. RefSeq lists its product as uncharacterized. Gene Ontology annotation, biological process: actin cytoskeleton organization. The transcript is spliced from 5 exons. Gene Ontology annotation, molecular function: actin binding. The record is from RefSeq and is a predicted model, not a curated record. The coding region runs from base 326 to 2803 and encodes 825 amino acids. NCBI's taxonomy places the organism in Eukaryota, Fungi, Ascomycota, Sordariomycetes, Amphisphaeriales, Sporocadaceae.